UCGAAGUUUGGCCGAUCUUUCAUACUCAGAAAACCCAUGCAGGUAUAAAGGCAUGAACAACAUAAACCUAGGCUUCUCUUUUUGUUUCUGACGCGUUUAUUCUUUUUCAACACUCGUAAAUAUGGUCCUCGCUAAUCACCUUGCUAUCUGGGAAAAGCUCCAAUCCCACUAUGACUCUGUUGGCAAGAACCUUGUCAUGAAGGAUCUCUUCAAGCAGAAUCCUCAGCGUUUCCAACAGUACUCCCGCCAAUUCCAUGGCUCUGAAAAGACCGGUACAAGCAUCCUUUUGGAUUUCUCCAAGAAUAUCAUCAACGAGGAAACCUUCAAGUUGCUUAUUGAGCUGGCAAAGGAAGCCAAGGUCGAGGAGAUGCGUAAUAAGAUGUUCACAGGGGAGCAUAUCAACUUCACCGAAGAUCGUGCUGUACUUCACAUCGCCUUGCGCAACUUGUCCAACACGCCCAUCAAGGAUAAUGGCCAAGAUGUUAUGCCUGAAGUUCGCGAAGUGCUCGCUCAUAUGAAGGAAUUUUCGGAACAGAUUCGUUCGGGUGAAUGGAAGGGUUACACUGGCAAGGCUAUCACGGAUGUUGUCAACAUUGGUAUCGGUGGUUCCGAUCUUGGUCCUGUCAUGGUUACCGAAGCUUUGAAGCCCUAUGCAAAGGACGGCCUUCGCGUUCAUUUUGUCUCCAACAUCGAUGGUACCCAUUUGGCCGAGGCCUUGAAGCAAGUGAAUCCCGAGACCACCAUGUUUAUCGUUGCCUCCAAGACAUUCACCACUCAAGAAACGAUCACUAACGCGACUUCCGCCAAGGAAUGGUUCUUGCAGCAAGCCAAAGAUGUAAAGCACGUUGCGAAGCACUUCGUCGCCCUGUCGACCAACACCAAGGAAGUCACUGCCUUUGGUAUCGACUCAAAGAACAUGUUCAAGUUCUGGGAUUGGGUUGGUGGCCGCUAUUCAUUAUGGUCGGCUAUUGGUUUGUCCAUUGCCAUUUACGUCGGUUUCGAUAACUUUGAGCAACUGCUUCGUGGCGCCCACGAAAUGGAUCAACACUUCUUGAACACGCCUUUGGAAGACAACAUUCCUGUACUCUUGGGUGUCCUCGGUGUCUGGUAUAACAACUUCUUUGGUGCCCAGACUGAAGCUAUCCUUCCCUACGAUCAGUAUAUGCACCGCUUCCCAGCUUACUUCCAACAGGGUGAUAUGGAAUCCAAUGGCAAGUACGUGUCUCGUUCCGGCGAACAAGUGCAGACCUCUACAGGUCCCAUCAUCUGGGGUGAACCGGGUACCAACGGUCAACACGCUUUCUAUCAGCUCAUUCAUCAAGGCACCAAACUUAUUCCAUGUGACUUUAUGGCGCCAAUUGAAACAUUCAACCCCAUCAGCAACGGUAAACAUCACGAUAUCUUGUUGUCCAACUUCUUUGCCCAGACCGAAGCUUUGAUGGUCGGCAAAUCCGAAGAACAAGUGCGCAAGGAGUUUGGUGCCCAUGUUGUUGAGAACAUCGUUCCCCACAAGAUUUUCAAAGGCAACAAGCCCACGAACUCUAUCAUGUUCCAGAAAUUGACUCCUGCCACCCUUGGAUCCCUGAUUGCCAUGUACGAACACAAGAUCUUUACUCAGGGUGUCAUCUGGGAUAUCAACUCCUUCGAUCAAUGGGGCGUCGAAUUGGGCAAGCAGUUGGCCAAGGCCAUUUUGCCUGAAUUAAAGGAAUCCGGUCAAAUCAGUUCCCACGAUGCCUCCACCAACGGUCUCAUCAACUACUACAAGCAACAUAAAAAGACUGCCUAAAAUCUGUAAAUUUGCAAUCUAUCAACUACUGCAUUAAUCUUUCAGCUCUAUCUGCUGAAAAAACAACUGUAAAAAGCCAAUUGACUAUUGAAAUAAACUAUCAAUUAUAUAGUA
Molecule: messenger RNA, 1900 nt
Organism: Radiomyces spectabilis
Lineage: Eukaryota; Fungi; Mucoromycota; Mucoromycetes; Mucorales; Radiomycetaceae
Product: glucose-6-phosphate isomerase
Exons: 4
Coding region: 122-1786 (554 amino acids)
Biological process (GO): glucose 6-phosphate metabolic process; glycolytic process; gluconeogenesis
Cellular component (GO): cytosol
Molecular function (GO): glucose-6-phosphate isomerase activity; carbohydrate derivative binding; monosaccharide binding
Source: RefSeq, a predicted model, not a curated record